This is a messenger RNA of Pseudogymnoascus verrucosus, 1836 nucleotides long. RefSeq lists its product as uncharacterized. NCBI's taxonomy places the organism in Eukaryota, Fungi, Ascomycota, Leotiomycetes, Thelebolales, Thelebolaceae. The record is from RefSeq and is a predicted model, not a curated record. The transcript is spliced from 4 exons. Gene Ontology annotation, biological process: chromate transport. Gene Ontology annotation, molecular function: chromate transmembrane transporter activity. Bases 181 to 1725 code for a protein of 514 amino acids.
GCAACCGCCUCACAGAUGUCGUGAUAGAGGCACGUGGGGUGGGGUGCUGUGGCUAAUCUCCACCAGGAGCCAAGCCAAGACGAAGGAACGGAACGAUAACGACUGGCUAUGUGACUGGUAAAACUCAGUCUCUCAACGCUUUGUUAGGCAAAAUUCUUUGCCUACAGCGAUUGUCUCAAUAUGUCGUCCUCCAUAUUGCUGACGCUGCGGAAGGCCGGUCAGCAUCUCGGUGUUGACCCAUCCAAGAUGGCAGGCCCGGUGCGAGAGAUGCUUUACCGGAACUGGUACCUGGGGUUCACGUGUUUUGGAGGACCGGCAGUUCAUUUUCAAAUCUUUCGGGAUUUAUUCGUGGACAAGUAUCAAUGGAUCGAUGAUCAGAUGUAUAAGGAGAUGUUUUCGUUGUGUCAGGCUCUGCCAGGACCGGGGAGCACGAAGAUGAUCUAUGCCAUAAAUCUCAUACAUGGUGGGUUUAUAGCCGGCAUUCUCUCAUUCUUCGUCUGGAGUCUUCCCGGUGCCAUUGCUGCAUACGGUCUCGCAAUAGGUGUGAGCAAGAUUAAUGAUACACUGCCAGCGCCAGUAUACGCCCUCCUCUCCGGUUUGAACGCUGCCACUGUUGGGAUUAUCGCUCUCGCAGCUGUGCAGCUCUCCCAGAAAGCCAUCACUGACAAGUUAACGAGGAUAUUGGUAUUCCUGGGCGGCAGCGCGGGAAUGCUAUAUAAUGCGCUCUGGUACUUCCCCGUCUUGAUGAUUCUGGGGGGAUGCGCGACUAUUUUCUGGGAUUAUAGAUGGGGACACACAGCUGUCAAGGCUGUCAAAGCAGGUGUCUUUGGACCACGGGAUCAGUCAAAUGUUGACAACGAGGAACAGCAAGUUAGCGACCAGGUGGAGCUACAGGACAUUUCGCAGUCCCGCCAUGAUUCAAUCAAGGACUCCUCGACAUUGCGCAGAGCGCCAGGAAGAACGUCACUGGCGGAAUCCUCUCCAGAGAACAUACAAGACCAACCCACAGAAGACGAUACCGCGCGCACCGUCCCCGCAAACCUAGAAUUUCGCGUCUUCUCCUGGAAACUCGGUGCACUCAUCACCGCCCUCUUCUUCACCACUUUCAUCGCCAUCAUGGUCCUCCGCGGCACCCUCACUUCUCCUCCCAUCGGUUUCAGCCUCUUCUCCAACCUCUACCUCGCCGGCACCAUCAUCUUCGGCGGCGGACCCGUCGUCAUUCCUCUCCUACGCGAAUACGUUGUCGCCGAGGGCUGGGUUUCCCCCCGCGACUUCCUCCUUGGCCUUGCCAUCUGCCAGGCCUUCCCGGGGCCAAACUUCAACUUCGCCGUCUAUCUCGGUGCGCUCGCCGUGGCGGCGCAUAUGAACCCCGCUGCGGGCGCCGUCCUCGGGUACGUGGCGAUAUUUACCCCGGGAAUCGUGUUGCAUACGGGCACCAUGGGAUUAUGGAAGGUGCUCCGUGGCUAUCGAUGGUUCACGUCGGGGCUGAGGGGCGUGAAUGCCGUGGCGGUGGGACUCGUCUAUACGGCGGUUUAUAGGUUGUGGGAGCAGGGGUUUUUGAGCGAGAAGUUUACGUCGGGGUCGUCGCUGGGGUUGGAUCCGUGGUGGGUGGUUGUGACGGCGACGUCUUUUGUGGGGGGUAGGUGGUUUAAUGUGUCGCCUCCAGUGGCUAUUAUCUUAGGAGGAGUUAUGGGGAUGGUUUGGUAUGGUGUGGUAUCUUCAUAGGUUGUCGCUGGCAGGCGUGAUGCCUUUACUGUUGCUGUGCAGUCAACAUGUAGAUUUGUAUAGGAUAUGAUAGACUAGACAUUGCUCUUUGAGUAUGGGAAAAAAUGCUGG